CAACCCUUAUUUAUGUUUAUUUAUUUCCCCUUUUGUACUUUAACUAUUUGUUACAUUGUUACAAACUGUAUAUAGACAUGACAUUUUAAUUGACUUUAUUAUUUUGGAACUACUGUGAGUAAUGUUUACUGUUAAUUUUGAUUGUUUAUUUCCCUUUGUUUAAUAUCUACAUCACUUGCAUUGGCAACGUUAACAUACGUUUCCCAUGCCAAUAAAGCCCUUGAAUUGAAUUGACAGCGCUCCCCUUCCUCUCUUCCGUUCUCCUCCUACCUCUCUCCAUCCUCUCAGUUAUUCUAAUCCGGAGAAUAAGCCGCUCCCAUUGGAGACAGGCAGGCAAGGGUGCCUGCCUUUAAGCGUGACGUCACGGCGCGCUAUAAGGAUAAAGUGCUGGCAGUCAGCGCAGACUGUUGGAUACUCGAGAGUGAGUGUGUCAGGAAGGAGAGCUCAUAUCUCUGCAGUGCAGAGCUAAAGGGCUACUUCUCCAACCAAAAACCAGACGCACUAGUCUUAUCUUAUUUUUAUUUACCUAGUGAAAAACAAGGACUAUACCUUAUAUCUACAAAGUUGACCAGGACAGGAGCCUGGGUCAACGACAACUCGGUAUUAUAUUGUAUUUUUAGUUAAAUGUUUUAAGUUGGUUUCUGCUGAAAGGACUGACGGUUUAGUCUAUGCACUGAGACAACAGUAUUUCGAUAUCCACUUCUCGUCUGUUGACCAGAUCAGAGCCAGUUAGCAGAAGUAGGCGACAUGAAGUAAAUUCCUAUGUCGUUUGCAGUGCCCUAGUCUGUUUUUUUCCGCUUUUUUUUUUCUUCGAUUUCUACUUUUUUACCUCUCCGAAUGGAGUUGCAUGCAACAGCACACGAGUCUGCAGCAUUGGAGGAAAAGCUACUGCAUGAGACAAGAGAGUGGAGAACAGACGCUUAUUAUUAAGAAGUGUGUUUUUGCGACGCUGGCAAACACCUUCGCCAAUCUGCAGAAAAGUCGUGGCGGCACCAUGAGCGCAGAGCUGAGCAUGGUCCCAGAGCUCCCCAACAGCCCUCUGGCUCUGGAAUACGUCAACGACUUUGACCUAAUGAAGUUUGACGUGAAGAAGGAAGGUCUGACCGAGCUGGGACGAGCCGGGGUGCGCCAGUGUACUCGGCUCCAGCCCCAGGGCUCUGUGUCCUCCACCCCCAUCAGCACACCAUGCAGCUCGGUGCCUUCCUCACCCAGCUUCAGCCCCAGAGAGCAGAAGAACCAUCUGGAGGAGCUCUGCUGGAUGCCCAACAGUGGGUACCACCAGCAGAUCGACCCACAGACGCUGAGUCUGACCCCGGAGGACGCAGUGGAGGCCCUGAUUGGAGCCACGACCCAUAGCCACGCCCCGACCCCGCAUGUCCAGCUGCAGCAGAGCAGCUUCGAUGGCUACAGAGGGCCUCACCACCACAACCCCCAUGGCCAACCCCAACAGCAUUACCAUCCCUAUGGGGGAGGAAUUCCGCACAGCCACCCACAUACCCAGCACCACCACCACAGCCAGGACCCAGACAGCCCGUCCCCCGUCUCCCCAGACUCCCACCAAGCCCUCCACCACCGCCACCACCACCAACACGAGCACCAGGGGCAACAAGGCUCAGGCAACGUAGAGGACCGAUUCUCUGACGACCAGCUGGUGUCCAUGUCUGUGAGGGAGCUGAACAGGCACCUGCGGGGGUUCACCAAGGACGAGGUCAUCCAUCUCAAGCAGAAGAGGCGGACCCUAAAAAACAGGGGCUACGCACAGUCCUGCCGCUUCAAGCGGGUGCAGCAGAAACACGUGCUGGAGAACGAGAAGACUCAUCUGAUAAACCAGGUGGGGGCACUCAAGGCGGAGAUCAAUCGGCUGGCGCGCGAGAGGGACGCCUACAAACUAAAGUGCGAGAAACUGACGGGAACGGGAGCGAGAGGGACGCCUACAAACUAAAGUGCGAGAAACUGACGGGAACGGGAGCGAAUAACGGGAUCCGGGAGGCUUGGUCCACAAGGGAUAAUCCGUCAUCUCCAGAGUUUUUCAUGUGAGUUGUUAUUAUAGCUCUAUUGACUCUCCCCUACCCUACCACCAACUGUUGGGAUAAUCCGUCAUCUCCAGAGUUUUUCAUGUGAGUUGUUAUUAUAGCUCUAUUGACUCUCCCCUACCCUACCACCAACUGUUGCUGAUGAAGGGAUAAUAAUAAUCAAAUACUCCGUCACAUUGACUAUACUAAUGACAGCGACUAUAUUCAUAUACGAAUAAUUAUCCGUAAAAUGGUAAUAGUCUCAUAUGGAACCAUCUCUCUCCAUCCACGUGACAACAGAGAUAAGGUAGAAUGUUUGGUCAAUGCUGCAUCUUUGUAGAUUAGUUGCUUGUAGUGAAGUUCCUUUUUCCAUCUUCCUGCGAGAAGAGAGAAACUUUCCUCUUUUCAGGCUACUGCUUUACUGUGUCUGUUAGUGGGAUGACCGACCGGCGUAUAGGUCUACACAACAAACAACGCAGAGUUUUGGGACUCACAUUUGACACUGGGCCUGGAAAAAGAAAAGAGAAUUGUAAAACAAGAAUCCACAUUAUGCAAUCUUGAAUUCUGUCUACUUAUCCCGCAAAGGGGGACAUUGUAUGCGACAUAUCAUUGGUUGCCUGCUUGGUUAUUUUCGAAUAUAUAUUGAAACAAAAAUCUCAUAAACAUAUUAAUCCUGCAUGCUGGACAUGUACGGUAAUAAUUUAUAUUUUGUACUACUUAAUAAGAGCAUGUUGUUGAUCUGCGCUUCUCCAUAGCGUUGUUUAGAUGAAUGGAAUGGGGACAGUACAGCAGGGCUGCCUGUGCAAUAUCAUGGUGUUCUGUAGCCUUGCAAAUAUUACGCAACGCAAAACUGCACACCAUGAUUGAAGAGGCGGGUUUUAACCUUUCUUUCUUUGAGUUUUCCUUUCUUCAUGUUUAUGUUUGAAUUUCAUUCUGUGGGUAUUGUUUCGGAGAUAUGGACAUUGUGCAGUUGCGUUUAAAGAUACCAAACUGUAUAUUAAGUGCACUUUAUGGAUACUGGCUUGUUUUAAGUUUUCAUUUUGAGUUUUGUGCAGUCGCCCUUAAAAGAAGACAUUCUAUGAUUAUUCUAUUAUAAUAAUAAAGACAAGAUAGAUGCAAGCUUAAUAAUAACCAUAUGACACAAUGUGAUGUAUUGUGUGAAACUGUAAAAACAAACGCCUCGCUAUAAUAUCAGAUGAGUGAGUACUUUGCGCACAACAUUUAAGCACCGUAACUGUUUGUUAUUCUCUCUCCUCGGAUGCAUAUAGGCUACAGUAGAAAAAUACUGUCACAAGUUAUUACAUUUCAUUUCAAUGUGGUGCUGUAGUCAGAAGAGUUUUUUCUUAACCAGAAAUCCCGUUCUGUUAACUAUUGCCUAACCCUAAUGUGAAUGUAAUGUGAAGAACAAAUGUAGCAGGAGAUUUAAUUGAAACUCGAUUAAAGUAAUUUAUUGGGUGCAGCUGCGUCGCGUUAACAGUCAUAUAGGCCUGCUAUAGACAUAUUUUGUACUAAUCCCUUUUUUAAUAAAGUCUCUCAAACAUGCUCAAUAAUGUUGACCAAAUGAGGGGUUUUAUGUACAAUUAACAAGUAUUUGGAUUGCGCAUGCGUUUCGGGAAUACGACGUUGAAAUAUAUUAAUGCUAUAUGGUUUCCCCAAAAAUAUUCUGCCGGUCAGUAAAAAAAAGGGAUUCAGGUUGUGCAAAAUCUCAAAAUGAAAACUGUUGUGUAUGUUAUAUGAUAUUAUCUUUUUGUCUAUUUUAUUAUUAUUAUUUGGUGACUCUGGUUCUGCUGGCCAGAUGCAUAGUUAAAGUUGUAAUUUUAAUGAUUAAAAUGAACAAACUGUCAGAUCAUAUUGAAUAAGCAUGGUGCUUGCAUUUACAAACUUGUUGAGAAGUCUUAACAAUCUCUUGGUUUGUUACUGAUUCAACUGUGUUGAAAUCAAAUUGAAACUGCAGCAGCGGGUUGUCGUUUUGUUUUUCAUUUCAUGUAUUUUGCGAUGAUCCGGUUUAAAUAAAUAAGAUACAAAAACAUAUUACAUUUGAACUGUUGUAGUUCCAUUCAGGCUGGUUAAUGUUUCGUCUUAUUUUUAUUGUUUUUGGAAGAAAUGGUUUCCUAUUUUGCUUAUUAAAGUCAUUGAAAUGGCA
This is a messenger RNA of Oncorhynchus kisutch (coho salmon), 4155 nucleotides long. Its product is annotated as transcription factor MafB-like. Gene Ontology annotation, biological process: regulation of transcription by RNA polymerase II. The transcript has a single exon. The record is from RefSeq and is a predicted model, not a curated record. Gene Ontology annotation, molecular function: DNA-binding transcription factor activity, RNA polymerase II-specific; RNA polymerase II cis-regulatory region sequence-specific DNA binding. Gene Ontology annotation, cellular component: nucleus. The coding region runs from base 848 to 1942 and encodes 364 amino acids. Lineage: Eukaryota; Metazoa; Chordata; Actinopteri; Salmoniformes; Salmonidae.